Tribolium madens (black flour beetle) is the source of this 2266-nucleotide messenger RNA. It is a transcript of the gene Trap1, whose product is annotated as heat shock protein 75 kDa, mitochondrial. The record is from RefSeq and is a predicted model, not a curated record. Gene Ontology annotation, molecular function: protein kinase binding; ATP-dependent protein folding chaperone; ATP hydrolysis activity. The transcript has 10 exons. Gene Ontology annotation, cellular component: mitochondrial inner membrane. Bases 124 to 2214 code for a protein of 696 amino acids. Gene Ontology annotation, biological process: protein folding. Lineage: Eukaryota; Metazoa; Arthropoda; Insecta; Coleoptera; Tenebrionidae.
UGCUUUGUAAUUGUUUAUUUUUUUAAAAAAGCACUCAGUCGGUAUAAUAGAUUACUCCACGUUUCCAUUGUCAAAAAUUUCUAGGUUAGAGUGCCCAAUAUAAACAUUAAAGUGAGUCUAAUAAUGGCAAAUUUGGGCCGAUUUGCACUCCAACGCGUCUUUUUGUCCGGUCGAAGACACUUAAUUUGUACCCCCGUUAAUACUUUGCGAAAUAUUGGCAAAAAUCCAGAAACCACAUUUUUUGCCCGUUGUACUAGUACUAGUACGAAUACAAAUGCAGUGUCUGAGGAGGAGCACCACUCGAUAAUUAAAGAUACGGAAAAGCCGAAAGGCGAGCCAACCAAACAUGAGUUUCAAGCCGAAACUAGGAUGUUGCUUGAUAUUGUUGCAAGAUCUUUGUAUUCAGACAAGGAAGUUUUUGUUAGAGAGUUAAUUUCGAACGCUAGUGAUGCUUUAGAGAAGUUUAGAUACCUGACAGUGUCAGACGAUGAAGCCCGGAAAAAUUUACGUGAGCCAAAUCGAGUCCUUGAAAUACACAUAUCAACGGAUAAACAGGCCCGGACUUUGACUAUACAAGACACAGGGAUUGGUAUGUCAAAAGACGAAUUAAUUGCGAAUUUGGGUGUCAUUGCUCGGUCUGGUUCCAAGGCCUUUAUUGAGCAACUCAAAUCGAAAGAAUUGACUUCUGACAGUAGUAACAACAUUAUCGGCCAAUUUGGUGUCGGUUUUUAUAGCGUUUUCAUGGUUGCCGAUAAAGUAGAUGUCUAUACUAGAUCCUCAAUGGAGGACCAAGGCUACAAAUGGAGUUCCGAUGGCACAGGAUCUUACGAAAUUCAAGAUGCUGAGGGGGUACAAUGUGGCACAAAAAUUGUGCUACAUUUGAAAACCGACUGUCGCGAAUUUUCCGAUGACACAACAGUCGAAAAUGUCAUAAAUAAAUACAGCAAUUUCAUCGGAAGCCCCAUUUAUUUGAAUGGAAAAAAAGCAAAUAUUGUGCAACCAGUUUGGUUGUCUGACCCCAAAAGUGUAACAGUACAGCAACACAACGAAUUUUAUCGGUUUAUAAGUGGGAGUUAUGACGUCCCUAGAUACAUAUUACAUUACAAAACUGAUGUUCCAUUGUCCAUACACGCGUUAUUAUAUUUUCCCGAAGGAAAACCAGGUCUGUUUGAGAUGUCACGUGAGGUCGAGUCCGGUGUCGCCCUCUACACGCGAAAAGUGUUAAUUAAAAACAAAACUGACAACAUCCUCCCCAAGUGGUUACGAUUCGUUAAAGGUGUCGUCGAUUCUGAAGAUAUUCCGUUGAAUCUCAGUCGAGAAUUAUUGCAAAACAGCGCACUUAUCAGAAAACUGCGAGACGUCCUAACUAACCGUGUAGUAAAAUUCCUUCUGGACCAACUGAACAAAAAACCGGAAGAAUAUGAGAAGUUUUACGCCGAUUAUGGUCUUUUCAUCAAAGAGGGUAUCAUAACAAACCCCAUCCAAAGCGAAAAGGAGGAUUGCGCCAAAUUGUUACUGUUUGAAUCUUCGCACAAGAAACAAGGGGAAAAAGUCUCCUUGAACGAAUAUAUCGAGAGGGCGAAGGACUCCAGGACGAUUUUUUAUUUAGCCGCUCCCAGUCGGAGUCUGGCUGAAGCCUCCCCUUAUUAUGAAUCGCUUAAAAGCAAGCAACAAGAAGUCUUGUUUUGUUAUGAGCCCUACGACGAACUUGUCCUCAUGCAAUUGCAGCAAUUCAAAGGUUACAAAUUGGUUUCGGUGGAGAAGGACAUGAGGGACGACAAGGCUGCCAAUGAUCUCAGUAAUUUAGGUGAGGAUAGUUUGAAACGCAGCGAAGUGAACGAAUUGUCAGACUGGCUCAAAAAUAAACUCUCUGGGAGAGCAGUAGAAGUGAAUGCGACCACACGAUUAGAAAACCACCCUUGUGUUGUAACAGUUGAAGAAAUGGCAGCUGCGAGACAUUUCAUAAGGACACAAAGCCACCAAUUAUCUGAAGAUCGACGCUACGCGAUUUUGCAACCCAAGUUUGAGAUUAACCCAAGGCAUCCAAUUAUAAAAAAGUUGCAUAAAUUAAUGACGAGUGAUCCACACUUGGCUGAACUUUUAGCUAAUCAGUUAUUUGCCAAUUCCAUGGUGGGCGCUGGGUUGGUAGAAGACCCAAGAGUCUUACUCACGUCAAUGAAUGCACUUUUAACUAAAGCAUUAGAGAAGCAUUAAGACUCAUUCCCUUUUUUUUUGUAUUUAGUACUUAAUAAAUCGAGUAAAUGAU